Molecule: messenger RNA, 2980 nt
Organism: Oncorhynchus keta (chum salmon)
Lineage: Eukaryota; Metazoa; Chordata; Actinopteri; Salmoniformes; Salmonidae
Gene: eps8a
Product: epidermal growth factor receptor pathway substrate 8a
Exons: 24
Coding region: 437-2965 (842 amino acids)
Biological process (GO): Rho protein signal transduction; positive regulation of ruffle assembly; regulation of Rho protein signal transduction
Cellular component (GO): plasma membrane; vesicle; ruffle membrane
Molecular function (GO): actin binding
Source: RefSeq, a predicted model, not a curated record
UAGUUAGAUGAAACAGACCACACAUUUGCAAUAGAAGUACCGUAACCGUUUAGUUCAAACGCUGUUUUCUACGGUCCUGCGACUUUCCACUUUUGCCAGCCUGUGCGUGACCUUUUGACGCCAGGUGCGUCGCAGAGGACGAGGCGGUCUGGAUACGGCGACGCGCCGCUCGGACGUCCAAGGUGAUAGAAGUCAACUAAUACUCUACUUCGGGGCUAUUGUAUUCUUCCCAGAAAUAAUAGGGGUCUGCUUGUGCCAUGCGCUAAUACAGAGGGUUUGUGAAGACAUUUUCAGCAGAGACAGUGGGAGACACAGCGCCUGCUACCCUGUGUGUUGAGACACUAACUAUCAGGAUAACAACAGAGGAAGGAAUAUCAGCAGGAGAGGAACACAGAACAGACAGUGACUGUCCUCUGAGUUCACCCCCCCUUCCAGGAUGAACGGCUACGCCCCACCCUCCUUCCCCCAGGGAGGGUUCGACUCAUACACCUCACAACUCAAUAGUCAUGGUUCCCAGUCCACAGAGCCUCCAGAUUGCAACGCCAGGUCCAACACCAAGUCCAUCUCUAAAGCCCUUUAUGAACAACGGAAGAACUACACCAAAAACAGCAUCAACAGCAUGACGAACACCUCGCAGUACCAUGUUGAGCACCUGACCACAUUUGUUCUGGACAGGAAGGAAGCCAUGAUCAACACUGAGGAUGGAAUCAGGAAGCUCCGCCUGCUGGAUGCCAAGGGGAAGGUAUGGACCCAGGACAUGUUGCUGCAGGUGGAGGAGAAGACAGUCAGCCUCAUCGACCCAGAGACCAAGAAUGAGUUGGAGAACUUUCCCUUGGGGACCAUCAUGCACUGCCAGGCAGUGAUGUCAUCCUGCAACUACGACUCCAUCUUGGCUCUGGUGUGUAAGGAGCCGGGCCAGGGCAAACCAGACCUGCACCUGUUCCAGUGUGACGACAUCAAGGCCAACCUGAUCCAGGCUGAUAUAGAGGGGGCCAUGAUGGAUCAGAAGGGAGGCAAGGUGAAGAAGAGGCCUGAAACACUACGGAUGAUUCUGAAGAGUGACGGGGUCAUCCCGCCGCCCCCCGUGGCGCCCGCCCCCGAGCCCCCCGCCACCCUCACCCAGUUGGACGUGAGGAGUCGUGUGGCAGCCUGGUCAGCCUGGGCGUCGGAGCAGCAGGACUAUGAUAAACAGCCUCAGUAUUCUGACCAGAAUGAACCUUCGGAGAUGAUGGCUAUCAGAGUGGAUCGAGACGUGCAAAUCCUGAACCACAUUCUGGACCACAUCGAGUUCUUCGUGACCAAACUGCAGAAAGCGGCUGAGGCCUUCAACGAGCUCUCAAAGAGGAAGAAAUCUAAAAAGAACAAGAAGAAGGGACCCGGAGAGGGAGUGCUAACACUGCGAGCCAAGCCUCCCACUCAGGAGGAGUUUGUUGACUGUUUCCAGAAGUUCAAACAUGCCUUCAACCUGCUGGGGAAGUUGAAGUCCCACAUCCAGAACCCCAGCGCUGAUGAUCUGGUCCACUUCCUGUUCACACCACUCAGGAUGGUGAUCCAGACCUCUGGAGGGACAGAGCUGGCUAAGAGCGUGGUGGUUCCUCUGUUGACCAUAGAGGCUAUAGACUUCCUGCACUCAGCUGGGACGGCAGAAGAAAGACACCUGUGGGUUGCCCUGGGGGAGGGGUGGACCAAGUGCAGGUUGGAGUGGCCUAAGGACCACUACUUCCCUCCGUGUACGCUGCAGUUCCGUGAUGGUUGGGAACCUCCCAUGAUGCCGUUCGUCCCCCAAUCACGAGAGGCAGAGCUGAAUCAGCUGACCCAGACCCUCGCCCAAUCAGAGAUCCUUAGACAGGAGGAGAUGGUUCACAGGCUGUCUACUGAGCAUCCGGGUGUUCAGGACUUCCCAUCUCCACAAGGGUAUGCAUUGGACAACAAGGCCUACAAACGCAUGCACCUCUCGGACCAGGGCACGGCCGUGCAGGCCUUCAACCAGGCCGUCUCACGACACGUAGACCGGAACUACGAGGCCCACGGCAGCAGAGGUCAGCCGAAACUGUUUGCCAAAUCCAAGUACGACUUCGUGGCCAGAAACAACACGGAGCUGUCAUUGGUACAGGACGAGGUUGUGGAGGUGCUGGAUGACAGGAAGCAGUGGUGGAAAGUGUGUAACUGCUCCGGGGCGUCUGGCUAUGUGCCAAACAACAUCCUGGAGGUCACCAAGGCUGUGGACGUCACGGUGCGGGGGGAACCCAUCUAUAGCCAUACUAUACAGCUAAUGAUGCCAAAGAAGGAGUUUGAGUUGUUCAAGCAAUUACUGGGAGAGUUGAACGAGAAACAGCGGACGGACUACGUCCCCAAACCCAUGGCCACCCCCAUGCCCCCCAUCCCCACACCCCCCAUCCCCACACCCCUCCCUCCUGCCCCUCCACGUCUCCCCACCCCUCCCCUGCCCCCCCCGGCCGAACCCCCCCGCCCCCCUCCCAGCACGGUGAGCAGACAGAGCAGCAACACCUCCAGUGACUCCGGAAGCAUCCCAGCCAGUGUCACCAUGAGAGACCACCCAAACCAGAAACCCCAGCCAGUCAACCGGAGGAAGUCCAACAUGGAGGAGGUUCAGGACGAGUUGAUGCACCGCCUCACGUUGGGUCGAAGCGCCAACAAGAAGUUUGCUGUUCCUGCUCGCAGCACCUCCCUCCCGUCCGUCAACAUCACGUACGACUCCUCCCCUGACGAGGUCAAGGCCUGGCUGCAGCUGAAGGGGUUCAGCUCUGUUACCAUUACCAGUCUGGGAGUAUUAACCGGAGCCCAGCUGUUCUCUCUAAAUAAGGAGGAGCUGAAGACGGUGUGUCCAGACGACGGGGCCAGGGUCUUCAGUCAGGUGACCGUCCAGAAGGCUGCUCUGGAGGUGGGUAGUGCUUCUCCUCUUACUAAACCUGGUAACACUGAGCUGGCUAACCCUGCAAGCUAGCUGAUUAACACUGAU